Messenger RNA from Aspergillus thermomutatus, 7530 nucleotides. RefSeq lists its product as uncharacterized. Gene Ontology annotation, molecular function: ATP hydrolysis activity; hydrolase activity, hydrolyzing O-glycosyl compounds; ATP binding. The record is from RefSeq and is a predicted model, not a curated record. The transcript has 18 exons. Bases 1 to 7530 code for a protein of 2509 amino acids. Gene Ontology annotation, cellular component: membrane. Gene Ontology annotation, biological process: carbohydrate metabolic process; transmembrane transport. Lineage: Eukaryota; Fungi; Ascomycota; Eurotiomycetes; Eurotiales; Aspergillaceae.
AUGCGGUUCUCCCUUGCUGCUACCACUCUCCUCGCUGGCCUGGCCAUGGCAGCGCCCUCGAGCAAAAAGACCAACGUCAAUCUCAAUAAGAUUGCUCAGCGCAAUGGCAUGCUAUGGUUUGGCACUGCAGCCGAUAUUCCCGGAACCUCAGAGACAACCAACAAACCCUACCUGAAAAUCCUACAAAGGGAGUUCGGCGAAGUAACUCCUGCGAACGCCUUGAAGUUCAUGUACACCGAGCCCGAGCAGAAUGUCUUCAACUUCACUCAAGGCGACUACUUCAUGGACUUGGCCGGGCAUUAUGGUCAUAGCGUCCGCUGCCACAACCUCGUCUGGGCCAGCCAGGUGUCCGACUUUGUCACGUCCAGGAAUUGGACCGCCGCCGAGCUCAAGGGAGUGAUGAAGAAUCACAUCUUCAAGACUGUCCAACACUUUGGCAACCGCUGUUACUCGUGGGAUGUCGUCAAUGAAGCCAUCAAUGGGGAUGGUACCUUCUCCUCCAGUGUAUGGUACGACACAAUUGGAGAGGAAUAUUUCUACCUUGCCUUCCAGUACGCCCAGGAAGCGCUCGCUCAGAUUCAUGCGCACAACGUCAAGCUUUACUAUAACGACUAUGGAAUUGAGAACCCCGGUCCCAAGGCGGAUGCUGUUUUAAAACUCGUGGCCCAGUUGCGGAAGCGCGGCAUUCGCAUUGACGGAGUCGGUCUCGAAUCCCAUUUCAUCGUGGGCGAGACUCCUUCACUGGCCGACCAGCUCGCUACCAAGAAGGCCUACAUUGAGGUUGAUCUUGACGUUGCCAUCACCGAACUCGACAUCCGUUUCUCCCAGGCCCCGUUCUACACCGCCGAGGCUCAAAAGCAGCAGGCGGCUGACUACUAUGCUAGUGUCGCCAGUUGCAAGCAGGCCGGACCUCGCUGCGUCGGCGUCGUGGUCUGGGACUUUGAUGACGCCUACUCAUGGAUUCCCGGGUUUUUUGUGGGACAGGGUGGCGCUUGUCUGUACAAUGAGACGCUCGAGGCGAAGCCAGCCUACUAUGCUGCUGCCGAGGCUUUGCAGAACAAGCCUUGCACCAUCAGCCCGAAAGCCAAGGCUCUCGUCCUGGAGCUUGGCUUUUCUGGAUAUCAACUCUCCAAGCAGCAGCGAGCAGAUCGGAGUCGAAGAACCAUGGCUGACGCCGUCCACACCUACACUGGGGUUUGGAUCAACUGGUCUGAUGGUGCAAUCCGUGGAGCCACAUUGACCUUGUCACAGAAGCAUGCAGGAGUACUGAGUGCUUUUCUGGCCAUCCUCGUUUCCUUUGCCGGGUCCUUGUUUUGGGGCAUCCUAAGCUUCGCCAUUCAUCAAGCCUCGACCACGGUACCAACACAAGGGCAAGAUGCACUGCACUCCCAGCGCCAGGUCAUUCUCCGCAACAAGGGCGCGGCCGCUGCAGCUUGGGCGCUGAUCAAGCUGCCAUUUGAGAAUGGGCGAACAGCCUCACGAGCCAAGGCCGUGGGACGGUCCCUACCUUUGGCAAUCUUGGCCAUCCUCAAUAUCCUUCUGUUCAGUGUGUCUGGUCUUUUUACAAGUUACAUCACGAAGUCAGGUGGCAACUCUACAAUCAUUAUCGGUCCAAGCUGUGGGGGCUUUGAUUACAACGCGUCGGAUAUAUCUGUCAUGGACUUAAAAGCCCUUCAGGAUACACACGAAGCUGCGACCUAUGUCCGUCAAUGUUAUCAGGGGAGCCCAUCGGGACUCAUGUGCGGGACAUACGCCCGUCCAAGCAUACCAUUUACCACGAAUCCAAACGCGUCCUGCCCUUUUGCAUCCGAGCUGUGCGCCUACAACAAGCAGUCGGCAUUCCAAAUGGACACUGGCCUCCUAGAUUCGCAUUCAGACUUUGGCAUCAACGCGCGGCCGAGCGAGCGGAUUAAAUUCAGACGGGCGACGACUUGCGCACCAGUCAAACAUGGAUCCGGCCUAGCCACAAGCCAGAACGACUCGACAUGGGGGGAAAUAAUCUAUAUCAAUGCCGGAUCAAAAUACUAUCUGGGCGAAAUGUAUACAAACUACACAUUCAGAUACACCCCCAUCCCGAAUCUGGAUGCGGUAGGCUACACCCUGAGCGCUGUCUUUGCCAAAGCCGAUCCCACGGGCAUCCUGCUGGCGGCUCAAUCAUGGGUCCCAGAUCCAAGGAUCAACCAAACCGAUGCCGACAUCACCAUGAUGAUGCUGAAUCAGAACGAUAUCGCAUACCUGCAACCCAGCAAUGAUCCUUGGAUCACAGCUCUGGAAGAGAAUAAUGUCACCGUGCCAGGCACUACAUACAGUGAGACGUUGUGGUCGGCGAGCUAUGAGACGAAUCUCCUGGUAUGCGUGGACCAGUAUCAAGUAUGCAACCCAGGUCGAUCCGGUGACUCCGGCUGCACCAAGCUUGGUGGCCUUUACACUACAUUCCAGUCUGCUUUCGAGGCUGAUGGUGCCACUCUGGGGUUCAAUAUCCACCAGCUUCAAACCAUCACACGGUUUCUCUCUGCAAACACUGACAGGAUACCCAGAGAUUCUCUCCCCUGCUUUCCCAAGCUAAGGAGCACUCUCAGCGUCAAUGAUGGCCUAUACGAAUAUUCAAUCAUAUCUCCCCCCGAACCAAUGGCAAAUCGAGGUUUCAACGUGUUUGCGGCUGCUGCGUGUCGGAACCAACUCAUCAAUAAUGCCUUGGGAUACGAAAACUUUUCGAUCCUUGGACUGGCUCUCACCCUCAUCAUUUGCGGCCUCAUUGUGAUUAUUGGGCUCACAGUUGAUACCGUAGUGGGCUGGCUGCGACGGGGGAAGACCAAGUACAAGCGGGAUCAGUGGGCCGUCGAGGAAACAUUGGCCCUGCAUCGGGCAGCGUACACAAAUCUGGGGCUUUGGCGAGACAAUGGAGAGGAAAUGCCUCCAAGUUCGAUUCUUCUGAACCACUCAGCCCCGUCCAUCCCGCCUGGAGCUGAGCUGGACAGAGAAGAAGGUGUUGGCAUGGGAAUGAAGCAUGGGGAUCUUACAAUGUUACCACCUCAGGGUGCCGAACAAAUGGACGGCAGUGAGAGCUCUUCGACAGGAUCUUCCCUGGACCGUUCAGGUUCAGAAACGCUCAGCCAAGCAUCAAGAUCAGUCACCGGCCUCGAUAUUGAAGCCAUUUCGCGGAUCGCUUCCUCAGCUUCUACCCCAGGGCGACGGACAGAGGGCCGCAGGGCGACGCUGGGUACAAUUGCAGAAGAUGACCCGGCACUGGACCCGACCAGGAAAGAAUUCGAACCCUACAAAUGGGCUCGCACCAAGCUCAACCAGCUUGACGAGGAAGGCAUCUUGCGUAAGCAUGCGGGGGUGGUCUUCAAAAAUCUCAAUGUAUCCGGGUCGGGCGCAGCGCUACAGCUUCAAGAAACGGUGGACUCGGCUCUAUCAGCCCCAUUUCGUGCAGACAGCUACAGAGGCGUGAUACAUUCAGCGCCCAGGAGGCAGAUCCUGCAUAAUUUCGAUGGUGUGCUGAGAAGCGGCGAGAUGCUCAUGGUUCUCGGUCGACCGGGCAGCGGCUGCUCGACGUUCCAGAAGACAAUCUGCGGCGAGUUGCACGGGCUCGAGUUGCAUCCGGGCUCGGUUAUGCACUACAACGGGAUUCCUAUGAAACGGAUGCACAAGGAGUUCAAAGGGGAAUGCGUCUAUAACCAGGAGGUGGACAAACAUUUUCCCCAUUUGACCGUCGGCGAGACGCUGGAAUUCGCUGCGUCAGCCAGAACACCAUCUCAUCGGCUGUCCGGGGUGUCUCGCAAGCAAUAUGUCAAAGAGACAACACAGGUGGCCAUGGCAGUGCUGGGCCUGUCCCAUACCUAUAACACCAGAGUUGGGGACGAUUAUAUUCGAGGAGUAUCUGGUGGAGAGCGAAAGCGUGUCAGUAUCGCGGAGAUGGCGCUCGCACGAGCUCCCCUUGCUGCUUGGGAUAACAGCACACGGGGUCUUGAUGCUGCCAGUGCUCUGGAAUUUGUGAAGGCACUGCGAAUAUCCGCCGAUCUAACCGGAAGCUGCCAUGCUGUAGCCACCUACCAGGCAUCUCAAGCAAUCUAUGACGUCUUCGACAAGGUGAUUGUCUUGUAUGAAGGCCGGGAAAUCUACUUCGGACCAUGCAAGCAGGCGGAGAAAUAUUUUGUCACGAUGGGUUGGAUAAAUCCUCCUCGACAGACGGUUGGAGACUUUCUUACUUCCGUUACCAACCCUCACGAGCGUAAGGCCCGAGAAGGGAUGGAGGAUGCGGUUCCGCGGACUCCUGAAGAGUUCGAGAGCUACUGGAAGAAGAGCCCUGAAUACGCGGCCCUCCUCGAAGAAAUCAGACAGUACGAGUCUGAAUAUUCUCUCGGAGGCCACGGGCAAGAGGAUGUCACAGCUGGGAAGCGCAUGGAGCAGGCAAAGCACGUCCGGCCAAAAAGUCCAUAUCUCAUCUCUGUUCCAAUGCAACUCAAACUGUGUAUGAUACGGGCCUAUCAGAGGAUAUGGAAUGACAAAGCUUCAACCCUGACGUUGCUUGUGGGUCGAAUCGUUAUGUCUCUGGUUGUUGCAUCGAUUUUCUUCGGCACUCCAGAUGCCACUGCUGGUUUCUUCGCCAAAGGUUCACUGCUCUUUUUUGCCGUCCUACUCAAUGCCCUGAUAAGCGUGACGGAAAUCAAUUCCCUCUAUGAUCAGCGUCCUAUAGUGGAGAAGCAAGCUUCCUAUGCCUUUGUCCACCCUUUUGCAGAGGCUUUUGGGGGGAUCAUGGCAGAUCUACCCAUCAAGCUUGCUUCUGCAGUAUUGUUCAAUGUAACCAUAUAUUUUCUUGGAAGUCUGCGCUAUACUGCAUCCCAAUUUUUCAUCUUCUUUCUCUUCAGCUUCCUUUCCACUAUGAUCAUGUCGGCUGUCUUCCGUACUUUGGCCGCAUUGACGCGAAGUGUUGCCCAGGCCAUGGCUUUGGCCGGAGUCAUGAUCCUCAUUAUUGUCAUCUAUGCAGGAUUCGUGAUUCCCGCGCCAGAGAUGCAUCCCUGGUUCUCUUGGUUACGAUGGAUCAACCCUCUCUUCUAUACCUUCGAGAGCCUCAUUGCCAAUGAAUUCCAUGGGCAAAAUUUCGAAUGUUCUCAGUUUAUUCCUGGAUACCCAAGCUUAUCCGGCGAUGCCUUUAUUUGCUCCGUGCCUGGGUCCGUUGCAGGGGCACGAACCGUGUCUGGUGAUUCCUUCAUCUACGCGCAGUACCGCUACAGCUACUCCCACGAAUGGAGGAAUCUCGGCAUCCUCAUCGCUUUCUGGGCCUUCUUCACUUGCAUCUAUCUCCUUGCCACAGAGUUGAAUUCCGCCACGACGUCCACAGCUGAAUUCCUCGUCUUCCGCCGAGGUCACAUUCCUGCCUACAUGCAACCAACCGUUCAGGAUACAGAGAAGACUCCUACCUCCCAAACACUGGCACUGGAGCCCCUGGCAGAGAACGGAGAGCCCGUUGAAUUGAGUACAGUCAUGCCACAGCAGCAGAGCAUCUUUACCUGGCAGGACCUCUGUUACGACAUCCCAGUGAAAGGAGGACAACGCCGCCUUCUCGAUCAUGUUUGCGGAUGGGUCAAGCCAGGAACUCUUACAGCGCUAAUGGGCGUGUCUGGAGCAGGGAAAACCACGUUGCUGGAUGUGCUUGCACAACGGGUUUCUAUUGGGGUGGUCACUGGUGACAUGUUGGUUAACGGAUCUUCUCUACCAGCGAGCUUUCAACGACAAACCGGGUAUGUACAGCAGCAAGAUCUUCAUCUAGUUACGUCUACUGUACGAGAGGCCUUGAGAUUUAGCGCCAUGCUCCGGCAGCCCAAGCACGUUUCCAAGGCAGAGAAGUAUGACUACGUGGAGCAAGUCAUCAAGAUGCUGAAUAUGAAGGACUUUGCGGAGGCCGUCGUCGGUACGCCAGGCGAAGGCCUCAAUGUGGAGCAGCGGAAACUCUUGACCAUUGGUGUCGAACUUGCAGCCAAGCCCGAGCUUCUCCUAUUUCUUGAUGAGCCCACGAGCGGUUUAGAUUCGCAAAGUGCAUGGUCUAUCUGUGCCUUUCUCCGUAAGCUUGCAGAUAACGGACAGGCAGUUCUCUCGACGAUACACCAGCCAAGCGCCAUCCUAUUCCAGCAGUUCGAUUGGCUUCUCUUCCUGGCCAAAGGUGGGAAAACCGUCUACUUUGGCGAGAUUGGGGAGCAAUCCAGAACACUGCUGGACUAUUUCGAGCGGAACGGAGCAAGGAAGUGUGACCCAUCCGAGAAUCCUGCUGAAUACAUGUUGGAAAUCAUUGGCGCCGGUGCAGCUGGCCAGGCUACCAAAGACUGGCCGGUAGUUUGGAAAGAAAGCCCUGAAGCCCUCGAAGUGAAAGCCGAAUUAGGUCGCAUCCGUGCCACGGGAUCCGUUCCUAAUGGCGGCACGGCACUGAUGGAGAAACGGUCUGACGAACAGGGAGAAUAUGCCAUGCCGCUCGUCGCUCAGCUGUGGUGGGUAACUCGCCGGGUAUUUCAGCAGUACUGGCGUGAGCCUGCCUAUAUCGGGGCAAAGUUCAUGCUAGGUGUCGUUUCGGCUUUGUUCAUCGGCUUUUCCUACUUCUUGCCAGGACAGUCUAUUCAGGGGAUACAGAACCGUCUAUUCAGUUCGUUCAUGUUGACUUCAAUUUUCUCCACGUUGGUCCAACAGAUCAUGCCCAAAUUCGUCACUCAGCGUUCGUUGUACGAGGCUCGCGAACGGCCAUCCAAGACUUACUCAUGGGUGGCCUUCGUUGUCUCGAAUGUCGUUGUGGAAAUUCCAUACCAGAUCUUUCUCGGAGUUCUCGUCUGGGCGAGCUACUACUACCCUAUUUACGGUGCAAAGCAGAGCUCGGAUAAGCAGGGACUAAUGCUACUACUUGUGAUUCAAUUCUUCCUCUUCACUUCGACCUUCGCAGACCUGGUGAUUUCCUCAUUGCCGGAUGCCGAGACUGCAGGAACCGUUGCAACAAUGUCCUUUGCCCUCAUCCUAACAUUCAACGGAGUCAUGCAGACUCCAACUGCACUUCCCGGUUUCUGGAUUUUCAUGUACCGUGUCUCGCCCCUGACAUAUUUGGUGGCGGGACUGUGCGGCAAUGCACUCCACGGGCAGCAAGUUCGCUGUUCUGGCAGGGAGCUCAGUGUAUUUUCUCCGCCUCAAGGCCAGACAUGCGGUCAAUACCUUGCGGACUGGUUGAGUGUCUCGACAGGCCAACUCUAUAACCCAUCUGCCACGUCAGGAUGCGAGUUCUGUGCUUUUACUACCGCAGACCAGUACCUGGCUCUAAGCAAGAUCUACUACAGUCAACGCUGGCGCAACUUCGGGAUUGGCUGGGCGUAUAUUGGUUUCAACAUCGCCGGGGCUGCAGUGUUGUACUAUGUUUUCCGUGUUCGCCACUACAAGCCAACGUUGCUUCCCUGGGUAGUGACUGCCUGUGGAAAAGUCUUGCAUAGACUGUUUAGAAGAAGAUCCGGAAGCGUCCCGCCAGAGAAGAGGGCUGAGAAUAGCCGCGUCCUCUGA